Messenger RNA from Letharia columbiana, 984 nucleotides. RefSeq lists its product as uncharacterized. Gene Ontology annotation, biological process: glycine import into mitochondrion. The record is from RefSeq and is a predicted model, not a curated record. The transcript is spliced from 2 exons. NCBI's taxonomy places the organism in Eukaryota, Fungi, Ascomycota, Lecanoromycetes, Lecanorales, Parmeliaceae. Bases 1 to 984 code for a protein of 327 amino acids. Gene Ontology annotation, cellular component: mitochondrion; mitochondrial inner membrane. Gene Ontology annotation, molecular function: glycine transmembrane transporter activity.
AUGUCCAAAGAUGGAACUCAACGCUCUUCGUCAACGUUCCACUUCUUUGCCGGUCUUGCAACGGGCUGCGUGUCCGCCACGCUCCUCCAACCUGCCGACCUCCUCAAAACCCGUGUCCAACAGUCCCGCUCAACCUCCCUCGUCACCACCCUUCGCCAGAUUCUCGCAGGUCCCAACUCCUUAAAACAACUCUGGCGCGGUACACUGCCAUCUGUCAUACGUACAGGUGUCGGUUCCGCGCUUUACUUCUCCUCCCUUAAUGCAUUGCGCCAGCAUGUUGCGACAUCGAAUCUUCUCACGUCCACAGGUAUAGUGCAAGCGUCUGUGGGUACCUCGCAGUUCUCAUCCUCGAGCUUGCCUAGAUUAUCUAACAUGGCAAAUAUGACUACCGGAGCUAUUGCAAGAGCUUCGGCGGGGUUUUUCAUGAUGCCGAUCACGGUCAUCAAGGUCCGCUAUGAAUCGAGCUUAUAUUCUUAUAAGUCAAUAUGGAGUGCGGGGAACGCUAUACUAAAGAAAGAAGGCAUCAGAGGCUUUUUCUCGGGCAUCGGAGCAACAGCGAUACGAGACGCUCCCUAUGCUGGCUUAUAUGUCCUCUUCUACGAACAAUCGAAACGACGACUGAGUCAGGUUCGGGAGGUUACUCCACUCGCCGAGAUAUCAAACUUUGAAGGUGGUAUGAAAAGCAGCACUUCUCUAUCUAUCAACUUUCUGUCUGGUGUUCUAGCAGCUGGCUUUGCUACAGUGAUUACAAAUCCAUUUGAUGCGGUGAAGACAAGACUGCAGCUUAUGCCUGGGAAAUAUAGCAAUAUGAUCAUAGCUGGGCGGCGAAUGGUUAAAGAAGAUGGUUUUCGAAGUCUCUUCGACGGGUUGGGGUUGCGGAUGGGUAGGAAGGCCCUCAGCUCCGCUCUAGCCUGGACUCUCUAUGAAGAGUUGAUUAGGCGGGCUGAGAUGGAGGUUCAACACAAGGGUGGAGCUACAGUGUAA